AUUGCGAACAGAGCGGCUGACUGGAGGUCUGCAGCGGACUGAAGCCGGAGCAGCCGACACUGAAAUAGGUGGAAAAGUUGCUCCUAACUACCUCCACGGUGGACGCGAAACCCCGACGGACACCACUGGAGUUUUUAAAGUGAGUCCAGCAGUUCUUCCCAGUCAGACAUGAGGAGCCCUCCAGGCCUGGGUCGCUGAGCAGCUGAGGUCAGAGUUCAAGUGCUUGUUCCGGCAGUCAUGGCUGACAGGGAGGGGCUGCCCAUCGCCCCGGGCCAGAUCUACAUCGAGGUGGAGUAUGACUAUGAGUACAAGGCCAAGGACAAGAUGGUGACCAUCCGCCAGGGAGAGUGCUACAUGCUGGUGAAGAAGACCAACGAGGACUGGUGGCAGGUGAGGAAGGAAGAGGGCACGAAGGCCUUUUACGUGCCGGCGCAGUACGUAAGGGAGGUGCGCCGGGCACUCAUGCCCCCCCAGAAACCCGCCUUGAGGGCCAAGCCCACCGUUUUGGAUAUCUGCCGGGCGUCCAAUGAGAAUCUAAACAGACCCCAGCCGGAGAUGUCCAGCUUCGGGCGUCCGUCACCUUCCUCCACCCCGUCGCCGUCCUCCGACCGCGUCACCCCCCCGGCUCUCUCCAAGGAUGCUAACCAGAACGUGGGGAGUCCCCAUCACUGCAAGGUGGUGGCCGAACUGGUGCUUCUUCACAACAACAACAACCAUCACCACGCCAACAAUUCCACGUUGCCAAGGACACGGGCGGACUCGCCUCCGCUCAAAGUGGGGAACAACCACAACAAAAGUCCAGAUAGUGACAAGAUGUCGCCACCAAGCGAGCUGCCAGGAGACCGGCUCAACAAGCUCCACAACGACUCGGAGUCUGGGGACGAGCUGAGCAGCAGCUCCACAGAACACAUGCAGACCACAUCGCCUACAGGUCAGGGCCGGUCUGACUCGCCGGUCUACACCAACCUCCAGGAGCUGAAGAUCUCUCAGUCCAGCAUGCCGCCCGUCCCCUCCAGCUCCCCUCUCCACAUCCUGGGCGACUGGGAGACCCACAAAGACCUGAGCGGCAGGCAUUUCUACUACAACCGCGCCACCGGAGAGCGGACCUGGAAGCCGCCGCGCACCAGGGACGCCAGCGGCAGCACCAGCAGUAUCCGAGGAGACAGCCAGGGCACGGCCGACAGUGAGCCACUGUCCUCAGAGGAGAACUGUCACAGCACCCACUCAAGUCAGUCUGACAGCCAGUACGGCUCGCCCCCUAGAGGCUGGUCAGAGGAGCUGGAUGAGCACGGACACACUCUCUACGUCUCUGAAUACACACAGGAGAAGUGGAUAAAACAUGUGGAUGAACAGGGCCGACCCUACUACUACAGCGCUGAUGGAUCCAGAUCAGAAUGGGAACUGCCCAAGUACAAUAUCUCCCCUCAGUCUGGAGAGGUUCCCAAGAGUCGCAGUUUGGAGAGGAAGCAGCAGGAUCCCAUCGUCCUCACCAAGUGGAGACACAGUACCUAUGUCUUAGACCUCAACGACAAGGAGUGUGCUCCAGCGCCCAAGCAGAGCCCUCCAGACUCUGACUCCUGCCCCUCAUCUCCUAAGCACCCUUCGACCCCUUCAGAGAAGUGUGGAGUCCUCAAUGUCACCAAAAUCACAGAGAAUGGAAAGAAAGUCAGGAAGAACUGGACGUCCUCGUGGACAGUGCUGCAGGGUUUCUCUCUGCUCUUUGCCAAGGGACAGGGGGGCAGCACCAGCUGGAAGUUUGGGAGCAACCAGUCGAAGCCUGAGUUCACUGUUGACCUGCGAGGAGGCUCUGUGGAUUGGGCGUCCAAGGACAAGUCGAGCAAGAAACACGUCAUCGAGCUGAAGACUCGUCAGGGGACAGAGCUGCUGAUCCAGUCAGAGAUCGACAGCGUCAUCAACGACUGGUACCGAGCCCUGACUGAGACCAUCAACACACAUGCGUGGGAGUCUGAUGAGGCCAUUGAAGAGGACAUGCCUGAGUCUCCAGGAGCUGAGAAACAGGACAAAGAGAAAGACCACAGGGACUCCAAGAAGAACAGAGUGAUGAAGACCUCUGUGAGUAUGGACGCAUCAGACCAGAAGAAAACCAGGUUGAAGCUGAAGAAGUUCCUGACACGUCGACCCACCUAUCAGGCUGUCAGGGACAAGGGAUACAUCAAAGAUCAGGUGUUUGGCUGCAGUCUGACCAGUCUGUGCCAGCGGGAGAACACAUCAAUCCCCAACUUUGUCACAAUGUGUAUCGAGCACGUGGAGAACACAGGUCUCAGCAUUGACGGCUUAUACAGAGUGAGCGGGAACCUGGCAGUGAUCCAGAAGCUCCGCUUCGCUGUUAAUCACGAUGAGAAGGUGGAUCUGAACGACAGUAAGUGGGAGGACAUCCACGUCACCACCGGAGCUCUCAAGAUGUUCUUCAGGGAGCUUCCUGAGCCUCUCUUCACAUACGGAUCCUUCGAUGACUUUGUCGAGGCCAUCAAGUGCUCCGACUACAAGCAGCGACUGAAUUCAAUCAAAGACUUAAUAAAGAAGUUGCCAAAACCCAACCAUGACACAAUGCAAGUCCUCUUCAAGCACCUGCGCAGGGUGAUUGACCACGGAGAGGCCAACCGCAUGACCACCCAGAGCGUGGCCAUCGUGUUCGGACCCACGCUGCUGCGGCCCGAGACCGAGACGGGCAACAUCGCGGUCCACAUGGUCUACCAGAACCAGAUAGUGGAGCUCAUACUGCUCGAGUACGAAAGCAUCUUCGGCAGGUAGAGGUAGCCACUCAGAACAGGAUGGCGGGCGUUUCAAACACGGACUUGUUUUCCUUUUCCCCCUUCUUUUCUUCGACUGAACUGAACAUUGCUGUGGACCAAGCAGAUGGGAGAAAAAAAUAAUUUACCUUCAUUGACAGGACAGUUUAUGAAAGUGUUGCACUUACAGAAGUUUUGGAGAUGAAUUAAAAAAAAAAAAGGUGUACAGAUUUCACACGGUUCUUCAGUUCCUGCUGUGAGUAGCGGGUCGGACAAUGGACAGUGUUUCAGAGUGUUGCCGUGGUGACGUGUGGACGUCCGUGUGGUGGAUUUUGAGUAUUCAGGUGUUUUUACAUACACUGGAUCCCUGUGGCCAGUAAUUCAAGCUGUGGCACCCUUCGCCUCCUAGUGGAAGCCAACCUGGAGUUUGGCGGAUCCACAGAGGGGCGUGGCAUUAUUAUUCAAACCGGCAACCUCAUCACCUCGCCGAAGGAAUGAGCGGAAUCUGAACUGGAUCGGUUUUCUGUGUCGUGGAGCUUUUGUCUGUGAUGUUUAAGCCCUGUGUGGUUUUUGGAUCAGGUGGAAAAAAAUAAUCAGUGUUAUGUUAACAGACUGUCUUUUUGGCACUUGGACGAACUGGAGUUACAGAUCUUGUCCCCAACUUACCUUAGCGACACCAUCACCUCCCCCCCCUCACCCCCACCUCCCCCCCUCAGCCAGUGUUAAGCAUUAACCCCUGUGACAUGAGCGUCCUGUGACUUGAAUGAUGGAGGACAAACCCUCUUUGUGUGUGUGAGUGAAUUAACCUAAAUGGAAUAAAACCUGAGCAGAAGCAUCCUCGUCUUGCCACUUUGUACAAACUGUGUCGUGUAGUCUUUACGUGCUUUGGUAAAGUUUCCGUUAAGCUGCCGGGGAGUUCGUCGUCUUUGCUCCUGUGUCAACCUCAGUGGCAGGAAACGUCACCCAGAUCCUGGUGUUACUGGAAAAACAACAUGGUGGAUUUCUGGGGACUGCCACGUUAUCAAUUUCUACAUGAAUUGUCUCUGACUGUGGGCUUGAUUAGCCUUCUCCUCACCUAAGCUAAUAUUAAAGAGUAUUGAGAGAAGGGAAACGGUACAGAGAAUAUUUCACAGGUUGAUGUAUGGGAGCGUAUGGGUGUUAAAUGCAAAGAAGAGCCUUUAAAAACCUUUCAGAGCAUAUGUACAGUGACAGGAAGUAGUUGUUAAAAUGUGUUCUAGUGACUGAGGUAUGUAUGCUUUGAUGGAAACUAGUGAAAGAUGAUUUUGAUUUUGUAAAUUUGAAUUAAAACAUGAAAACACAGAUUGUGAAAAAAUAAAACACAUGAUCGACUGUUACUUUUGUUUGAAGGUGUAUCUGGAGUGUUUGCGCAUGGUCAGCUGCACAUUUUGAAUGUAAUUUUCAGGCUAACUGCUGUUUGUGAAACUGCUAUGUCUAAUAAAAAAGACAAACUAAA
Messenger RNA from Centropristis striata (black sea bass), 4224 nucleotides. It is a transcript of the gene arhgap12b, whose product is annotated as Rho GTPase activating protein 12b. Gene Ontology annotation, cellular component: cytoplasm. Bases 238 to 2772 code for a protein of 844 amino acids. The transcript is spliced from 18 exons. Gene Ontology annotation, molecular function: protein binding. Lineage: Eukaryota; Metazoa; Chordata; Actinopteri; Perciformes; Serranidae. Gene Ontology annotation, biological process: signal transduction; regulation of GTPase activity. The record is from RefSeq and is a predicted model, not a curated record.